AUGGAAUGGAAACGAGUGUUGAAGAGUAAAGUGCAUGAACUUGCUUUUCCAAAUACAAGUUCAAUGUGUCCACCACCUGAAAAAGUCAAAACCAAAGGACGAGUGAAGAAGAGUAAGGGUAAGAAGUCGGAUGAAUAUGAUAUAUAUCGAGACCCUUCUUACUUUGAGCAUGUUAAUGCAACAUAUUGUAAAGAUCUUGGUUCCCAACUAUCUCAGUCAUCAAAGAAGAGACAACCAUACAUUGAUGAAAUAUUUGAUGUGGCAGCGGAUGGAAAUUGUGGUUUUCGCGCUAUUGCAUUAUUGCUUGGACACGGUGAAGAGUGUUGGUAUAUGGUCCGCAAUAGUUUGGACCAGAAGAUUGCUUCUCAUGUAACUCCAUAUGAUAGACUGUUCACAAGACUCAUUAGAGAAGUAAGAGAUCCGUUGAAAAUAUCCGGCUUAGGUCUUCAGCCCAUGAAUAAAUGGUUGUCCAUACCUGAUAUGAGUUACGUGAUAGCGACAACAUAUAAUAUUAUUCUUGUCACGUUUGGUCAAACAUUUUCAAUGACUUUCUUUCCUAUGAGGGGUUCACAUUCAGGAUCGACAAAAAAUGAUCGCAUUUGUUGUAUUCGUUUUGUUAAUAGAAAUCACUGGGUUCUGUUAAAGAUGAAAGAGGGAUUUCCAAUGCCAGAAAUUGCACCAGGUUGGAAGCAAUAUCGCAUCGAUGAAGCAACUUCUUGGGCAAUAGCAUAUACAGGGCGUCUACAACACUGGGGGAUAGGUGGCGGCUAUGAACUAGAAGCAUAUGCACUGGUGGACGGUACACUAUAA
This is a messenger RNA of Cicer arietinum (chickpea), 810 nucleotides long. RefSeq lists its product as uncharacterized. The record is from RefSeq and is a predicted model, not a curated record. Lineage: Eukaryota; Viridiplantae; Streptophyta; Magnoliopsida; Fabales; Fabaceae.